AUGAGCAUCACUGAAUCAUACCCACCGGCUUCCCGGCGUCUAAUCAAGGACGGAGAGGGUCCAGCGACGGUCGAACCGGUUAUUAUCCAGGACAAGGAUAUCGAGAUCCCGGUUAUCGAUUUGGAGCGUUUGGACAAGGAGAUACUAAAAGAAGCAUGCAAGGAGUUGUUGCUUGGAGCGGUUGGAUGUACGGAGCUCAAAUGGUUGCUUUCAACAUGCAGGCUUUUUAACAUACAUCGAAAUCUCUUACACAUAGAUGCAUCUUGGUUCUCUGAUUUGCAGGGUUAUGGAAGAGCUCUCUGGAUGAUGCAUGCGAUGUUCAAGGCGAAUGGUGGAUGCGGGUACGUGAAAAAACCGGACUUUAUGAUGAACAGAGGUCCCGAUGUAGAAGUGUUUGACCCCAAAGGGAAAUUACCCGUAAAGACAACUUUAAAAGUGAAGGUGUACAUGGGAAAAGGAUGGGACUCUGGUUUCCAGCAAACAUGUUUCAGCACAUGGUCUUCUCCUAACUUCUACACAAGGGUGGGGAUAACAGGAGUAAGAUGUGAUGAGCUAAUGAAGAAAACAAAGAAAGAAGAAAACACUUGGGAGCCUUUAUGGGACGAGGAGUUUGAGUUUCAACUUACAGUACACGAGCUUGCGUUGCUUCGAGUUGAAGUUCAUGACUAUAACAUGCGAGAGAAGGAUGAUUUCUGUGGCCAGACAUGUUUGCCUGUUGCAGAGUUGAGACAAGGCGUACGUUCUGUUGCGUUGUAUGAUCGAAAAGGCCAGAGACUAGUUGCAGUCACACUUCUCAUGCGGUUCCAGUUUGUUUAG
This is a messenger RNA of Arabis nemorensis, 816 nucleotides long. Lineage: Eukaryota; Viridiplantae; Streptophyta; Magnoliopsida; Brassicales; Brassicaceae. The record is from the annotation of a GenBank genome assembly.